CCGCCCAAAUUUGAAAGCGUCCAUAUUUGUUCGGUAUUUUUUACGGUGUCGCGUCUUUGGGUGUGCGGAAAAGCGUUUAUUUUUGACGUUUAAGACGAUGAACCCUUUCGAAGAAGUGUAUUUAAAAAUGUAUUUUUACGAGAACAGACUGAAAACGUUUGAAGGCUGGCCUUUCAACGAAGACUGCACGUGCACCCCAGAGAACAUGGCCAAAGCUGGCUUCAUUCACAUCCCUUCAGAAAACAGUCCGGACACUGCCAUGUGUUUCUUCUGCCUCAAAGAGCUGGAGGGCUGGGAGCCAGAUGAUGACCCGCUGAAAGAGCACAAGUCUCAUUCAUCAUCCUGUCACUUCAUCGCCCUGAAGAAAAAAGUAGAAGAGCUGACUGUGGAAGAAUUAUUAACUUUACAGAAGGAGAAGCACAAAUUAAUGCUUAAAAAGACUGGAAAUGAGGCCAUCGCCAAGUUUGAGGAGGCAGCCAAACUGAAAGGAGCAAAUAUCGUCAAGACGGCCAUGGGAGAGGAGUGACGGGGAAAACCACCUCAGAUAGUUGCCAUUUCAUUUGUGUUUGUUUGGCUGUAAAUAUUUUUAUUGCUUUUUGUUUAUUCAUUCCUUUUGAAUUUUCUUGUGGAUAUUUUGUUUUCUGUAGUUUAUUAUAUAAAGCUACAAGUCAUUUGAAAUGAGUUUGGAUUUCACAAACGGCAAAACUGCUUGGUA
Messenger RNA from Nematolebias whitei (Rio pearlfish), 715 nucleotides. RefSeq names its product baculoviral IAP repeat containing 5a (gene birc5a). The record is from RefSeq and is a predicted model, not a curated record. NCBI's taxonomy places the organism in Eukaryota, Metazoa, Chordata, Actinopteri, Cyprinodontiformes, Rivulidae. Bases 98 to 526 code for a protein of 142 amino acids. The transcript is spliced from 4 exons.